AUGUGUGCAUGGGCAUGUGGGCGUGGGUUAGUGAGAAGAGAAGAUUGCAACGUCAACGAAUGCGCUAUCAACAAUGGCGGCUGUGAGAAGGAUUGUAUCAAUACGAUUGGUUCUUAUUACUGCAGCUGUCCAAUGGGAUACGACCUUGAUCAGGACGGUAAAAAGUGUAUUGAUAUCGACGAGUGCCUGGACAAGAACGGCUACUGCGACUCGAAGUGUGUCAACACCCACGGUGGGUACAGGUGUGAGUGUCCCAAGAACCACAAGCUGCACGCCGACGGCCGCAGGUGCAUUGCAUUUACUGGCUGUAACCUGAACAAUGGAGGGUGCCAACAUAUUUGUGUUGAAGGCUACUCUGGUCACUUCCACUGUAAAUGUCGUGAGGGAUACCGGUUGGUGGAUGGCAAAACAUGUGAAGAGGAGAACCCUUGUCAGAGCAACAAUGGAGGCUGUGAACACAAGUGCACCAGUGAGAAAGGCAGAGCAGUCUGUCGCUGCUACCCUGGGUACUCUCUCUCACCCAAUGGCAAGAACUGUGAAGAUAUUGAUGAAUGUGUACAGAACAAUGCUGAAUGUCUGCACUCUUGCAUCAACACGGUCGGCUCCUAUGUCUGUGCUUGUACGCCAGGCUAUCAGCUUGGUGUUGAUGGUAAAUCUUGCUACCGUAUUGAGAUAGAGGUAGUGGACUAUUGUGCUCUCAGUAAUGGCGGAUGUGCCCACAAGUGUAAACACAGUGAACAUGGUCCCAUCUGCUCAUGCAGGCAGGGAUACAAACUGCAGGCUGACAGCAAAGCUUGUGAAGACAUAGAUGAGUGCACAGGCCCAGACAAAUGCUGCGCUGACCUCUGUAACAACAACCCUGGUGGCUACACCUGUGGAUGCAGAUCUGGGUUUUUACUUAACAUGGAUGGGUGUAACUGUGAUGAUAUCAACGAGUGUCUGAAUGACAAUGGAGGCUGCGAGCAGCUGUGUGUCAACGCUGUUGGGAACUACAGCUGCGUCUGUAACACAGGAUUUAUUGCUCACGGCAAGACAUGCAUUCCCACAGAAGCUCUUAUUGAUGACCCUGGCCCACAAAGAGGAGACCUCCCCAGGAUAAGGUUCCAGAACACACCCAAACCAAUCCCCGUUGAAAGUCCGGACCUGGUUGAUAGCUUUUCUCAAGAGUUAGCUGACCACCAGCACAUUUUUAGGUGUAUUAUGGGCACGUUUGGACCGGACUGUUUGUACACGUGUAAAAAUUGUGUCAACGGCGCCAAGUGUAAUGCCCAGCAGGAUGGCUGUGUGUGCAAGCCUGGGUGGAGAGGUGUGCUGUGUAAUGAAAAAUGUCUAGAGGGCACAUAUGGAAUUGACUGCAAUAGCAUUUGCCGAUGUAAGAACGGAGGAGAGUGCAAUCAUGUGACUGGUGACUGCAAGUGUCCACCUGGGAUAGAAGGGGAAUUCUGUGAGGAUGGAUGCCCACCUGGUUUCUAUGGCGACAAAUGUGACAAGAUAUGUCCCCAGCAGUGUGCCAGUGGCUACUGUAACAGGAAAUAUGGUUUGUGUAAUUGUAAGCCAGGAAAGUUUGGUCCAUCCUGCAACCAGCCUUGUCCCUUGUUUACAUUUGGCUCCAACUGUCUGCAGCAGUGUAACUGUAACACACACAACUCCGAGGGCUGUGAUGCAGAGACAGGGGCCUGUAUCUGUAAGCCUGGCUAUGUUGGAGACCUCUGCAAUCAGCAAUGUGAUGAGAACUACUUUGGCAAAAACUGUGAGAAAAAAUGUGACUGCUCCGCUGGUACUAAGUGCAAUCACGUGACUGGUCAUUGUUUGGUGGAGUGUCCAGCAGGAUGGACAGGGCCCAGAUGUACUGAAUCCUGUCCCCUGGGGAAACAUGGCAAGUAUUGCCUGGAAGAUUGUAAAUGUGAGAGCAACUCAUGCGACCCUGUGACUGGAAAAUGUAUUUGUCAUGCUGGUUUUCAUGGCAGAACCUGCCGGAAACCCUGCCCAGAUGGCAGCUGGGGUAUCAGCUGUAAGAACAAAUGUGCUUGUGAGAACGGCGCCACCUGCGACAGGAUUACAGGGGAGUGUCUCUGUCUGGAUGGAUGGUAUGGUCGUCACUGCCAUGAAGCUUGCCCCAAGGACAGGUUUGGACCCCAGUGCACCUCCAGGUGCAUGUGUGAGAAUGAGGGCAGCUGCAACCCACAAGAUGGCACCUGCACAUGUAAACCUGGGUGGACAGGACAGAUCUGUGACAGAGGUUGCCCACCAGGAACCUAUGGAGACGGCUGCUCCCAGAAGUGUGAGUGCCAGAACAGUGCUGACUGCGACCCAGUGACUGGCGAAUGUUUGUGUGUGCCAGGAUGGAGGGGACCAAACUGUGAUCAGAAGUGCCCUGAAGGCUACUAUGGCGCAGGCUGUAGCAAGCCGUGCAGAUGUCAGCAUGGCGCCACCUGUGACCACAUAGGUGGCGCCUGUAUGUGUACUGCAGGAUGGAGGGGCCGGCACUGUGAGAAAGCUUGUCCUGAUGGUUUCUAUGGCCUGGAGUGCCAGAGUAUGUGCAGCUGUGGGGACUGGGCCAGCUGCGACCCUGUGGAUGGAGCCUGCCACUGUGCUGCAGGCAGCAUGGGCAGUACCUGUAACCACACCUGCUCACCUGGCUCCUGGGGGCCGGACUGCGAGCAGACCUGUGAUUGUUUGAAUGGCGGCACCUGUGACCCUGUCACUGGCACGUGUCACUGUAAACCUGGAUGGAAGUCGGCCAAGUGUGAAGAGCCUUGUCCCAUGGGCAUGUAUGGCCAAAACUGUGUGUACAGAUGUUUCUGUAUGCACGGAGGAUCCUGCCAUCCUAUCAAUGGCACCUGUAACUGUACAGCAGGCUGGGAGGGUAUUGCUUGUGAGAAAGCCUGUGAGCCAGGUUUCUAUGGGCCCAACUGCCAGACACGCUGUAGUUGUGUCAAUAGCAAGUCAUGUGACCGUCACACAGGGGAAUGUGUUUGCCAGCCAGGGUACAGAGGGCGCCAGUGUGACAAGCCCUGCCUGAGAGGUUUCUAUGGGAAGGAAUGUAAAGAAGUUUGCCAGUGUAAAAAUGAUGCUCUGUGUGAUCAUAAGGAUGGCAGAUGUUCCUGUAAGAUGGGCUGGACCGGCAAACUCUGUGAAGAUGCCUGUCCUUAUGGCCGGUUUGGUCUGAACUGUAAACAAGAGUGCCAGUGUGGGGCUGACAAGACCUGCUACCACGUGGACGGGAAGUGUGAGUGUCCACCUGGUCUCACAGGCAAGAGAUGUGACCAGCCGUGUCCUCAGGGAACAUACGGGGCUAACUGUCAAGGCAUCUGUCAGUGUGAGUCCCAUAUGGCAUGUGACAGUGUCAGUGGCCAGUGUAUGUGUAGGACUGGAUUUUACGGACAAAGCUGUGAAAAGGAGAGGAAGAAAGGCAAAAAUGGGGUAAAGGGUGUUAAAGGCAGGAAGACCAGCUACAAGUACAGGAAAAUGCUGAAAGACAAGAAUGCAUUGAGUAGUCUUAAAGCAGCAUCUUGGGUUUUUGGCUGCAAGGAAGGAGAGUAUGGUCCCAACUGUGACAAGCUCUGCCAGUGUGAGAACGAUGCAGACUGUGACAUGUCCACUGGGGCUUGCAUCUGUCCAGAGGGCUACAUCGGCACCACCUGUGGGGAGAGGUGCCCAGAAAACAGAUAUGGUUUUAACUGUACUGGGGUCUGUGACUGUCAGAAUGGAGCCCGCUGCAAUAAAAGAUCUGGACGCUGUAAAUGUUUGCCUGGAUACAGGGGAGAAAAAUGUCAAGACACGUGUCCUGACGGGACAUAUGGUGAGGACUGUAAGCACAACUGUUCGUGUGAGCACGGAGACUGCAGUCACGUGAACGGCGCCUGCAGCUGCCAGUUGGGCUGGACAGGCAAGAAGUGUGACCAGCAGUGCCCGGCUGGCAAGUUUGGCCCAGACUGUGUCCACUCUUGUGUCUGUCAGAAUGGGGCGUCCUGCGACCCCACCUCAGGCUGCUGUACCUGCCAGGAGGGGUAUUACGGCCAGAUGUGCGAGUUAGAAUGCCCACCUGGAACUCACGGCAACUACUGCACUGAGCGCUGUGAUUGUGUGAACGGUGCAUCCUGUCUGCCCACGACUGGUCAGUGCAAGUGUCCAGCCGGCUAUACAGGAGACAGGUGUGAGAAAUCAUGUCCGAAGAACCGGUGGGGUCUGAACUGCAGGGAGGAAUGUUCUUGUGGUGAUGAUGCUGGCUGUGAUUCUGUGACUGGUGCUUGUCAGUGUCAGCCUGGUGUCAUGGGAGAAACAUGUGAACUAUCCUGUCCAUCAGGACGCUAUGGACCCAGCUGCUCCUAUUUCUGUGAUUGCUCCAACAAGGGGACCUGUGAUGCUGUGUCUGGUAGCUGUACAUGCUAUGAGGGCUGGGUUGGAGCACGGUGCCAGACUAUGCAGAAGAAGGAGCAGGAAAUACAAGCUUCCCCACGGGGCCAAGACGAGGUGACAUUCCAUGGGCAGUCAACUACAGCUAGUGAUGGGAACCAGUCAGGUAGAAGAGCUGAUGCCAACAGUAUUCAUGCUAGCCCUGGUGCAGUCGUCCAACGGAACUCUGACCAUGAGAUCAACAGAGCUGGCACUAUCAUCACUUUUGAUUUCAACCAAGGUCAUGAUGUGAUUUUAGGCAAGGGUGAUGCUGGUGUCAAGUUGGGCAAAGGUGGUGGUGGUGGUGUUAGGUUAGGCAAAGGUGAUGGUGUCAGUGUGUUGGGCACUAGUGACAAUCCUAUUCAAACUUACACAGAGGGUACGGUAGACCGGGGCACCACAGAUCUUGAUGUUUCUUUAGAUAGUUUUAGCGGUAGCGAAGACACUGAAAUCUGAAGUGGUUGAUUUGUUCAUAUCGCUAGUGCUUUCAUUUGUGAGACUUCAGUCAUUUAGUUAGUCAUUCCUUGCGAGAUUAGAUCUUAGAAGUUUAUUAUUUUUGUGUAUUGUAUUUUAAUGUAUUUUUAUGUACAGUGUUAUUUCCUGUAUCAAAUUUAGUUCAUUAUCUAUUACAAUCAUUUAGUACUCUAUGUAUUAAAUAAUUUUGCAAGGCAGAUCUUCAAAAAAUGUCCUCUAAAUUAUUGAUCAUAACUGAGAAAGUAAAGUAAUUUAUUUAGUAGGACAUUUAGCUCUGCUUCUAGUUGUCUUACUAUUUCAUAAGAUUGUUUUUAUUUUUGUUGCUUACAUUUUGACUUCAAAUGUUAUUGAUAGUAAAUUAUUUCUAACAAUUUGACUUCACAAAUGUUAUUCAUAGUAAAAAUUAUUUCUAACAAUUUGACUAGGCUGUUUUUCAUCUGCCAAAGUUUUAACUUACCUGUGUAUUUAUCAUGUGCGCACAUUGUUUUAUUAACCUCAUUUAAUCAAUUAGUCAAAUAUUUUUAUCUAGAUGUAAUGUUUUUUAUCUGACUGGGUUUUGAGUGUGACCAUGUAUUUACAGUUUUAUGCUCAAAGUAUACAGUAAGACGACAUGGAUCACCAUAUGAUUUAUUUAUUUUACAACCAGAUAAACUCAAAGCAACUUUAAUUUUAAGUUCAAUCAAAGUUUUGAUUUAUUGUAAAUUCCAUUUUAUUUUUCAUUGUUUUUAAAUAUAUUCAUUUUCUUCAUUUUAUUUAAAAGCAAAUAAUUCUCACUUCAUUUAGUGUCUUAUCCUUAAAACCGUACCCAAAAGAAUAAAUUUUAAUCUUUAAAUGGUUUUUUUAAAACGAUUUCAAUAUUAUGACUCUUUGUUAGUGUACCAAGUUUCAAUAAUUAUUAGAUGUAAAAGAUGUAUCCAUUGUUAUUACCAGUUAUCUCCCUUCUUUUUAUUACUAGUUUAUGUCUUGAUUAGAUGGUGGUAUAUAUUUACUUUUAGUCUUUCCUGCCAUUAACCACUGUAAAAAUUAUGUUUUUCACACACUUUUGUAUUUAAUUAUAAUGUAAUUGAUGGCUAAAACAUCUAAAUUCUGUGUGAAUUAACUUCAUACCGAAAAAUAUUCUUCUUUCCUUUGAAGAAUUUUAUCUUUCUUUUUUUAUCCGCCUUUCCAUUCCCAAGUUUAUUUAGAAGAUAUAAAAUAGACCUUAAAAACUUGGAUAAAUUAGUAUUUAUUAGUUGAUAAAUUUAAACCCUCAAUUGAAUCUCUUUUUAAAAAAAAAACAUUACAUGCUUUGAUUGUUUAUUGAAUCUUGUAUAUUUGUAAAUGUCAAUUAUGUGCAAUUAGAUGUUUCAUCUAGAUACAUCGAGCAAAACAAUUCGUCACAUGCUGAAUUAGUUUUUGGACUCUGAUUUUAAAACGUCCUUGAAUUAUUUUAUUUUUAAAUUAAAAUAAGAUGCUUAGACGCAGAAUUUUUUUCUUCUUCUAAAUUUAAAGGAUGUCUUUCAAUGUGUGCGAUUUCUUGUUCAAUGUAAUCGCUCACUCACACAAGACGUGAUCUAAUUAAAACAAAUUCUGUAUUUCUUAAAAAAAAAGUCUUAAUGAAAUCUUGGCCAAUAUAUAGUAACUUCUAUCAUCUGUUCCUAUUCUGGACAGAUGAACUCAAUCACCUGGAAGUCAUGUCUUUCCUACUAUCAUUAACUUAAUCUGUUUACUUUAUCAAAAGAAAGAUUGGGACAAUAAUGCAAUCUUUCAAUUACUUUUUUUUUUCUUAGUAUUUUAAUUGUAUUUUAAACUUAGCAAGGUGAAAUAUCUAUUUAUGAAAAUUUUCCUUUAGUUAAACUAGUAUUUGAGACAAUAGUUUUUGUAAAACAUGAUAUUAUUUACUGUGUGUGUGAAUGAUUGAAAAUGUUUGUGUACUUUGCUAUCUAAAAUUUUGAAAAUAUCAAAUUUGUAAGAAAAUUUAGACUAAUGUUGAGCAAAUAUUGUUUGUAGUUGCAGGCUUAACAGUGUCAAAUGGUGAAAAAAUGGGAUUGUCUACUUUUGUUCAUUGAAUGAUCUUAUUCAUCAAAAUAGAUGUAAAUUGA
Messenger RNA from Physella acuta, 6950 nucleotides. Its product is annotated as multiple epidermal growth factor-like domains protein 6. Gene Ontology annotation, molecular function: calcium ion binding; scavenger receptor activity. Lineage: Eukaryota; Metazoa; Mollusca; Gastropoda; Physidae. The record is from RefSeq and is a predicted model, not a curated record.